UAAUGGCGUCUACACAAUACUUAGUGCACUCUAUAUGGUGUAGGACGUAAUUUGGAAUUCAGCCGCGGACCAGCCUGCAAACACACAGUUUAUCCUCAACACGGAGACCAUGAACAUCAUUUAGCAACGGCUAGGUCGCGCAGUGUUUAAUAAAUCUCAUAUUUAGGGAGGAUAUAAGAAGCGGCAAAGGUUGCUAGACAUUAGGUUUAAAAGUGGACUGUUAAUAUGGAUGCGGUCUCUGUCUGUGAUGAGCACUGUGUGAUAAGUGAAAUAAAUCAGACGACGGCAGAAGGACCUGCUCUGAGUGAGAUCCCGAAGGUGUCAUUAUGUCCUCCAGACAGUGAGGAUGCAGAGUCUCCCAUGAAUGAAGUCCCCAUAGAGGGGGACCACAUCAACCAUCUGUCCACACCACCUUCUUCAUCUCAACUGUAUGACCAAGUGUUGCAGAGUCAUGCGUACCAGUCACCUCGACUCAAGAGAUGCCCGUGCUGUAACCACCAGCAGCCAAUCACAGACGUCUGUCUGAAUCAAACAAAUGUGUCUUCUCAUUCAGACUGCGCAAGCAAUGCUGUCAAGACAGUUAACAAGAGCAGUCCCUUCCACCAGCCUACAUGUCACAACACAAUGCAGUGUCAUUGGCUGCAAGGAUCACGUGAUGGCAGUAACUACAAGCCUGUUCAGCAUCAUGUGGUGACAGUCAGGACCGAGAGACUCCAUCGGAUUCCAAAGAACUACUCCCAGGUCAUAGUGGAAUACCCGAUGACAGUUCUUAUCUCAUGUGCAGUAGUACUCCUUGCCUUCUCCCUAGCAGGGAUUUUGAUUGGUCCUCUGCCAGAUUUUUCAGAUCCUUUAGCAGGAUUUGAGCCACGUGGAACAGACAUUGGGAUUAGACUGGCAGCCUGGGCAAAGCUGCAGGAAAGUACUGGGCCUGGGAAGGCACUAUCUCUGACAUCUAAGCAGUUUGAAGACCAAAGUAUAGCACGAGAGGUCACCAGUAAAACCCAGCAGCACUUAAGACAUCGUUCAAGGAGAAUGCUACAUACAGACACUACUGAGAACGCCUAUUUUUGCAAUGAUCCAGGAGAUCGCUAUGCCCAGCUGGUAUUCCGCUCAGGAAACUCCGACAGUCUCUGGAGUCUGAAGGCAAUCUAUUCCAUGUGUGAGAUGGAGCAAACCCAGAUACGUUCAGAUGUACACUUCAAAGAACUCUGUCAGGUCAAAUCAAAAUCAGAGGCUGCUGGCAACAAGGGUAAGGGAGAGUGCUGUCCAAGCUGGUCCCUGGGGAACUUCCUGGCUCUCCUCAACAAUGUCUCCUCCUGCUUCAGUCUUACAGCUCAGCAAGUGUCGGACAGUUUAAGCUUGCUCAGAUACUGUGCCCCUUACUACCAUGAUGGAAGCCUCGUUGCAUCGUGUGCAGAGAGAAGCAAAUAUGGCUACUGUGCAUCUGUCCCACAUUCCUGCAAGCACUCCAGCAUCAUCUAUCAGAUUCUACAUUACCUGGUGGAUAAGGAUUUCCUGGGGCCUCAGACCGUUGAAUACCAGGUUCCAUCCCUAAAAUAUAGUGUCCUGUUCCUACCAAUGGCAAAAGGAAAUGCAUUAAUGGAGAUUUAUCUAAAACAUCUAGAAGGUCAUGAGUUAACAUACAACAAUACUACGAUAACAGGGAUGGACUUGGGGAUUAAGCAAAAGCUUUUCAAAUAUUACCUCUCAAGAGACUCUGUCUACCCCAUUAUCACAGUUCUCGCGCUGCUACUUACAAUGGCCUUAUAUCUUAGAUCAUUCCUUUUAUCAGCUAUGUCACUGGUUGCAGUCACAUUAUCACUUUUGACAUCUUAUUUUUUCUACAAAGUUGUAUUUGGCCUAUUGUUUUUUCCACUUCUGAAUCUCAUGGCAGUUCUUGUCCUAUUGGGAAGUUGCUCAAAUCAAGCCUUCACCUUUAAUGACUUUUGGAAGUCCCAACUGAGCCAUAAUCCUCCAGCUGCACUAGAUAAGAGAAUCCACCGUGUCUUACAGGAAAUGGGGUACUUGAUCUUGGUGUCUGGCUUGACAUCCAGCAUCACAUUCUACUCAGGCUACAUAUGUAGCAUUACAGUGGUGCGGUGUUUUGCUGUGUAUCUUGGUAGUGCCUCUUUAAUCAACACACUUUUCGCUCUUGUUUGGCUUCCCUGUGCCAUUGUUUUGCAAGAGCGACAUGCUGCAGGAGCUUCCACGUCUGCUUCUAAGCCAUCAUGGAAGCCAUGUUGCUCAAAAAAUCCUGGUGGAUUUUGGGACACAAGUUCAAGGAAGCGGUGCCUUUUCACAAUGGGACAGAAAUUUCGGGGCCUAAAACGUGGACUCUCAGAUACAUCAAAUCUAAUUUUUUUAAAAGUCCUACCCUGUGGUGUCGUUAAGUUUCGAUACAUAUGGAUCUGCUGUUUUGCAGUCCUGGCUGCAGGAGGAAUUUACAUUUCAUGUGUAGACCCUGGCAUGAAACUGCCAUCCUCAGACAGUAGGGCAACUCAGCUGUUUCGCUCCAGUCAUCCAUUUGAAAGAUAUGAUGCUGAAUACCGCCAUCAGUUCAUGUUUGAGCGAAUGAAACAAGGAGAGGAUAAGCCUAUGACCAUGACUCUCAUCUGGGGUGUCACCCCAGCCAAUGAUGAUGAUCGUUUCAAUCCAAGAAGCAAUGGCUCCUUUACCAUGGACCCAGAAUUCAAUAUGAGUAGCUCUGAAGCCCAAGUGUGGUUGCGAAAGCUAUGUGGAAAAAUUAGAAACCAGAGUUUUUAUUCAACAUCACCAGCAGACCAAGAAGCAGUGGUAGACAAUACCUGUUUUGUGGAAGACUUGAUUCACUGGGUAUCUAUUCGCCGUUGUUCUGAAAAUGAGGAUGCUUUCAGUUUCUGCUGCAACAAUAUUACAUUCCCCUACCCUCCCAGUGUUUUCGAGCGGUGUCUCAAAAUGAUGACGGAAGAACGACAGGCAGAGACAGGUUCACCUAGGAAUGGGGGCCUUCGUUUUGAUUCACAAAAUCGAAUUGCUGCCCUUGUUGUGGUAUUUAAGACAUCACAGAAUUAUAGCUUUAACUUCAGCAGAACUUCAAAUUUCUAUAAACAGAUCAUGUCUUGGUUCAAUAACGAGAUUUCUAGCGCUCCACCUGGACUGCAGACAGGGUGGUUUGUGAGCCAAUUAUUGUUGUAUGACCUCCAGCAAUGUCUGAGCUCAGAGACAUUAGUAGUAGCAGGCUUUUCUGUCGCCCUUACAUUUGUAUCGCUUCUGCUCACCACUUGGAAUAUACCAUUAAGCAUUUUUGUGACGUUUGCUGUCGGGGGAAGUGUUUUUGUUACUGUUGGCCUGCUUGUGCUUUUAGAAUGGCAGUUAAAUAGUGUGGAAGCACUGUUCAUUUCAACUGCUGCAGGCCUCUCUGUUGACUUUGCAGCCAAUUACUGCAUUUCUUACUGCCUGGCCCCACACACUGACAGACUGGGAAGGGUCGCAUAUUCUCUGAAGAAAAUGGGUUGUCCAGUAGCCACAGGUGCAGGAGCAUACUUUUGUGUUGGGAUUAUAAUGCUACCGGCAACUGCACUGCUUUUCCGGAAGCUUGGGAUAUUUCUCCUUCUCGUGAAGUGUGUGGCAUGCGGGUUUGCCACUUUUUUCUUUCAGUCACUCUGUUGCUUCUUUGGUCCGGAGAAGAACUGCGGGAAAAUAAUCAUACCAUGUGCAAAAGAGAGAGCCACAGAAAAUAUACCACCUUCUUGUUCAGGUGCUGAAGCAGGAAACAACAAUCCAUCAGCUAACGGUACAUUCAGCUGCGGUACUGGCACGGGAUCACAAGGGAGAAGAAAUUGUAAUAAAGAAGGUGGUGGAGCAUUCUUGUGCCCCAAUCAGCACCGCCACAGGCAACAUCAGUCAAGGCUAGGGAGGGAGCCAGAGCAGUAUGAGCUGCAACCCCUUGCCUGUCAUCUAAGUGACAGCUUUGAAAACAGCACUUGCACCAGCAAGCUGUCCAACAGACCUUCUGUUCUUUCAGAUGACAUUGAGUUCUGUGGUCUCAGUCCAAAGCGAUAUUACGACAGGAUUAGCACUGAAUCUGUGAGUGAGGAAAUAUGCAGCAGACACCUCAAACGUUGUGACAAUCCCCAAGCCGUCCAGACUUCAUCCCCUUACAAAGGAAACAAAACGCGACCUGUAGUAGUUCCUCCAGGUGAUCUAGCAAAGGAAAAGCGUUUGUGCAAGAAAUGCCAUAGUGGCCCUGGAAUUAAACUAUGGAACAUCUCCUUGUCGUCCUCUAGCAUGGAAGAUAUCACAGUCACAGAGACCACAGAUGACACUAAUAAAAGGUCACUCUCUAUGGAUGGGGCCUAUAGAUGUCAUGCACAUAAAAGACUUUUGUCUUGCCAGUCUCAGAGUUCCAUUGAGGGGCUUGAAGAUUCUAAUGAGACUUGUUUGAGCGACAUUGAGCCAGCAGUCUCUAUCGCGCCACCCACUGUGACUGAAGGAGAGCUGCGACCAGGUCACCUCAAUGGCAAGAGAGAUACUUUGCGUCUGUCUCUGAGAGAAACAGUUUAUGACCCUGGCUCCCCAGGGUCUGGAAGGGGGCGGACAAGCCAAAGUGAGCUGCCCGUAAUAUUGCCAAACAGUCAACCAGAUUUACCUGAUGUUUGGAUCAAGAGGGAUGGAAGAGGUGAGGACAGCAGCUGAUUUAAUGAAUAAAACAGAUUAACAGAUAGACCUCAGUGUAUGCUCUUACUUUUACCACCAGGUUAAAUCCUGAACUUGUGGUGGUGUACUUGUACAGCGCAUCUGACAAUUUCAGUAUCUGAUUCAUCAUCAUAUCUGUAAAUGCUAACUAAACACAACAGAUCUGUAAAGGUCCCAUAUUAUAUUCAGUCUUUUUGAAUUGAAUUAAUUUCAUACUGUUACCGGCAAUGAUUUUACGAUAUAUCUUACUCAGAAAAUUUGGGACUGAUGCAACUGCAUGUCACAAACACUAAAAAGAUGUGUGAAGAAGCCUGUCCCACAUGGCCUUGGGUUGCUUUUUCAGAAUACAAAUAUUGUACAUAUUUUCAAAGGAUUUUGGUGCCUGAGAGCAGUCUACCUAAACCUUACAUAAAAGCAAUUUCCUCUUUUUAAAUACUCUACAUAAGGAAUAGGCAUAAACUAAUCUAGACUAAUCAUGUACAUGACUUCAUUUAAUUUGAAACAAUCGAAGUGGAAAAUGUGUAGAUUUUGAUCACGCUAAUCACUUGUAGGACACAACAUUUAUUGUCUUGAUACUAGAACUGUCUACAAGUCAGUGCACCUACCUUUAAUGAAGCAAUAAUUUGGCUUCACGUGUGGUGGAGGAAGUGUGGGAACUGGCUGCAACUAAAUCUGGAGAAAAUUGGGUAAACACAUAAUACAAAACAAAAUAAGGCACUCAUUUUGAAUCCCUGCAGGAUCUGAGAGCUUGCCAAUUAAUGAGUCCUUUAAUACAAAGAUGUAUGUCUUUGAUAAAAUAUGUGUUUAAUAUUUUCUUAAUUAUUUGCCAAUAUAUACCUUUGUUUCGUCUUGUGACUGGCAGUGUAUUUAUAUGUUUAUUUUGUUCAGACCGCCACUGAGCUAAAAGCCAACUAAGUGAAAAGUUUAUAUUCAAAUAUUUAAAGUCCUCAAACAUAAUUUAAUAAUUUAUUGUUUUACUUAUCAUACAGAAGACUUAACUACCAGAAUUGUAUUUGAUGUAUUAUAGUCUUUUAACUUAUGCAUUGUGCUUAGAAUUUAGAUAAUACAUAUUUACAGUGUAAUUUUUUAAAAAUUGAGUGUUAAAGAUCAACAUAGUGUUAAAGUCGACAUAUCAAUCUAUAAAUAAAUAAAGCCAUGCAUUUUUUUAUUUAAAAUUGAAAUAAAAUUUAAAACUGACUUUCAGGUAAUAAAAAAGGCAGUGAACCCUUUAUAUUUGUUUCAUAAUAAAUGGACCAAUACAAAUGGUUCAAAAAUGACUUGGAAUAAAAUCUUACUUGUUUAUUGGCCAAGAAAUAUGUUUAUUACAUGUCUCAUACCCAAAUACACUACUCAAACAUUCCAUAGCUGAUGGGCCUGAUCGCCUGUGCUGUAUUCACUUUUCAUAAAGUAAUAUCUGCAUAAAAGAAGGGGGAAAAAAAGUCUCAUUUGGUUUCUCGGACUAUCUAAGUGGAUUAUUGUUAUAUACCUGGUUUUUAUCAGGAUAGGUUGUUUUAGGGUAAUUUGCUGUAUAUGCACACUAACAUGUUUUAGUUUUAAUUUAGUUAGAAACUUUGUAACUCCACAUGAUAGGAAAACCAAUAUUCCAAUUGUACUAUGAAAGUAGUUUGAACAUUUGCACAGUCUUUUGAAAAGCAAAGCUUUCAAGGUUUUAAUUAUUUUACCUGAUGUUAAGAUCUUUUUCUUUUCUUUCAACAGUGACAAAAGAAAUAACAUUUAACAUUUUACUUCUGCCAUCAGAACUAAAUAUCUACCAAGCCAGUCAACUAAUAUGAUAUACGCAUGUGGUAAAAGAUAUUUUUCUGCUCCACACAUUGAAGUCUUGUCUCUAUAUGCCAUUAAUUGUUUGAAUGUUGUAUGAGCUUUAGCGUACCAAGACAGUUUUUUGUUUUUUUUUUUGCUGUGAAGUGUGUGCUAUGUUGUGGUCAUUUUUGAAUUAAUUUUUUAAAUUAAAUGAACAUAUUUGUUUAUCAAUAGUAACUACUGAAUGACUAUGGAAUGUAAAAAGAUAAAAAGCCAUUUAAUUAAAAAACAACAACAAAAAAAACUAAACUCUUUUAAUUAAAGAAUUGGACCUUUUGCCAUAUUUGUGCCACUAAUGGUGCAGGCCAAUUUAUCAUGCAUUCACACACUGAACUGGAUUACUAAUGGCUGCAUUGUUGAAUAUUGUUUGUAGUCCAUUUACUACAUUUUAUUAAACUGAGGUCAAUGUUUUGUUAGUAUGCCAGCAACCAAAAUGUCUGGAAUGCUGUCAUACCUUUCUAGUGUUCAAAGUGCCAAAUGUAAAAAUAACAAUUAUUUGUUAUAAACAAAGUGAUGUCACAUUUGAGAAACAUGAUGUUCUAAAAUUGUUUUAUGUCAAUAUGUGAUGUCAGAUUUAAAGUAUUAAGAAUGAACUAUUAUGUAAAUGUGACUGAGAAAGUCAAUAAAGAUUUAUAUUUUACUGA
Pangasianodon hypophthalmus (striped catfish) is the source of this 7139-nucleotide messenger RNA. RefSeq names its product dispatched homolog 2 (Drosophila) (gene disp2). The transcript has 8 exons. Lineage: Eukaryota; Metazoa; Chordata; Actinopteri; Siluriformes; Pangasiidae. The record is from RefSeq and is a predicted model, not a curated record. Gene Ontology annotation, cellular component: membrane. Bases 226 to 4674 code for a protein of 1482 amino acids.